Molecule: messenger RNA, 1093 nt
Organism: Rhinichthys klamathensis goyatoka
Lineage: Eukaryota; Metazoa; Chordata; Actinopteri; Cypriniformes; Leuciscidae
Gene: pdyn
Product: prodynorphin
Exons: 2
Coding region: 1-756 (251 amino acids)
Biological process (GO): sensory perception; chemical synaptic transmission; neuropeptide signaling pathway
Cellular component (GO): neuronal cell body; dendrite; axon terminus
Molecular function (GO): opioid receptor binding
Source: RefSeq, a predicted model, not a curated record
AUGAUGGAGUGGUAUGUUUUGGUGUUGAUGCUGAGCUUGCCAACCUUGAGUCAGGCAGAUUGUUCAGCGCAAUGCCUGAGAUGCGCGCAACAGAUCCCCGACCUGGACACUGCAGUGAACCGCUUGACUUGUACUUUAGAAUGUGAAGGAGCGGUCCCAUCUUCUGGUACACUAGACAGAUGUGAGAAAGCGUUACAGGAGCUUUCAGAUGAAUUAGCGGACCUCGACCCAGACGACAACGGCGAGCGAAGCGCGCUAAACGCAGGGGAUCUCCAAGACAAGCCAAACCUGGUCAAACGAUACGGGGGAUUCAUCAAGAGGAUCGAUAAGAAUAAAAAUAAAAUUUUCGCUUCACCCUGGAAGGAGAACGCCAUUCUUAAAGGAUUGUUCUUGAAGAAAUACGGAGAAUCCCUCUCGAAACUGAGCGAGCGAGACGUCCCGUCGCUCACGGAAGACGACGAGGGCGACGAUAUUACGGCGGAAAACGAAACGGGACUUUACGACAACGAAGUUCCUUUGAAUGAAGUCAAACGUUACGGUGGGUUUCUUCGCAAAUUCGGUCCCAAAAGAAGCGACUUGGUGGACAACACCAGCCGGCAGGUGUUACAGAAGCGAUACGGUGGUUUUAUGCGAAGAAUUCGCCCGAAGUUGAGAUGGGACAACCAAAAGCGAUAUGGCGGUUUUUUACGGCGCCAUUUUAAAAUCUCCGUGCGCUCUGACGAAGAGCCCUCAUCACACGAGGACUAUGCUUUAUAGGCUGUUGUAUCAUAUAUAACUCAAUCAGAACUCAUUUUGCCUACGCAUUGCCCACCCCCCAAAAUGGCUGCUGACUUCUGGACGCUAUCAAUCAUCCACUAUCAACCUGUCAGUCAUGCCCUCAGGACGUUUCAGUGACCGACCACUUGUUGUUUCCAGUGAACUUUACCCCAUGUAAGCAAUCAAUAGCUACUGCAAAUAAUGCUUGUUUAAGACCAAUAAAGGGCAAGACCAUUACCUGCUAACAUUGUUCGGGUAAUGUUUUGUGUGACUUUUUUCCCUCCAAUUUAAAUGUUUUUUUUCGAGCACAUUACAAUAAAUUAAACAUGAAAUUGCA